This is a messenger RNA of Phaeodactylum tricornutum CCAP 1055/1, 2058 nucleotides long. RefSeq lists its product with no specific name. The coding region runs from base 1 to 2058 and encodes 685 amino acids. NCBI's taxonomy places the organism in Eukaryota, Bacillariophyta, Bacillariophyceae, Surirellales, Neidiaceae. The record is from RefSeq and is a predicted model, not a curated record. The transcript is spliced from 2 exons. Gene Ontology annotation, molecular function: transmembrane transporter activity. Gene Ontology annotation, biological process: transmembrane transport.
AUGCCGGGGACACACGCUAGUACCGCGACGGUACGACUACUCCGGUGUGCGACGGUACCACCAGUCGGUCGAUCGUCACCUUCUUUGAAACGGCGGUACCAAUCGUACGCUCCCCGAGUGGUGGCGGCGACUACGGCAACGGCAGAUAUUCUGCGGAAUGCCAACGGAUCCUUCGAUAGUCCUAAUUACCGGACACUGCUGAUCCGCCGGUGGGCUUCCUCCACGACUACUACAACCAGUACUACUGCGACUACUACAACGGCCACGUCCACAACGAGUGGGGCUCCGGAUACUACUUUGUCAACUUCUGCACUCGGUCGGAUAGAAUCCCUAACGUCGACGACUUCUCCAUUGGCCCUGAUCGAACCCAUGUCCAUGCCACGUAUUUACCGCUAUUUGAAUUUAGCAACGUACCAACGAGAUGAGCUGGAAAGCGUGUUUGACAGAAUACGAAACGGAUACGCUCUCCAAACUACACACGACCAAAAGACUGCCGUCGGGACUGGGCCCGAAGCCACGGACUCCGACUCGGUCGAUCCAGAGGAAACCAUUACGGACUCUCAGAUCCAGCGGUAUCUACUGUCGCGCAUUUACGAGCUCGAAGAAGAAAGUGACGAAGUCAUUGAAGAAGGUCCAGUUACUCAGACCUUGCGCGAACAGUACGUACAGCACGAAAGUCAACGCUUUCUCCGAGCCUUUGCGGAUUACGCGACGAGGGCACCCGGGAAUGGUACGCUUCUGACCACAACGACCAUCAACAAACCCGAAUUUUGUGACCUUUUGACAACCAAAGCCAGUCAAGUUGAUCUACAGCGAACCUGGCCCAUUACGGUGAGUAUGCUCUUGGUAGGCUCGUCUGUGGGAGUCAUCACGCCCGCCAUGCCUUUUGUUGUUGAGCAAUUGAGUUUGACGGCGAGUCAGUACGGUAUGGUGGUCUCGGCCUUUGGAUUGGCCAAAAUGCUGGGCAACAUCCCGUCCGCGAUUGCCGUGGAACGACACGGACGGAAACCCUUCAUGACCUGGAGUCUACUCAUCAUUGCCUGCGGCGUGGGCGGCAUUGGUUUAGCCAACAGUUUUGAAGAACUCUAUAUUUGUCGAUUACUGACGGGUCUUGGUGUGAGUUUCUUGUCCACGGCCGGCACGCUCAUGAUUUCAGACUUGUCCACGCCGUUGAAUCGCGCGUCCACGUACGCGCCGAUUAUGAGCGCCUUUUCGGCAGGCACCGCACUCGGACCAGCCCUCGGUGGGAUACUAGUCGACCAGGUGGGCCUGCAUCCAACAUUUUACAUGGUCGGGGUUUCGUAUUUGGGAGUCGCAGCCUUGAAUCGAGCCAUUUUGAACGAAACCAAAACACAUGCCGUCCAUUUUCCGUGGCAACAACGGCGGUCCGGCGAUGAUGUCGCGGGCGACAGUUUGUCGAGCUCAGUCCAGGACGCAGUGGGUCAAUGGGUACCGUUGUUGCAGAAUUCGUCCGUCCGCAACAUUAUGAUUAUGAACGGGAUGUACUGGAUUGCAUUGGCGGGCUCACAGAUGACAUUGUUGCCGUUAAUGCUGACCAAUUCUGGAGGCUUGGCCAUGUCCGCGACUCAAGUUGGUCAGGUCUACAUGUCCAUGAGUCUCGUCCAAAUCGUCGGCAACCCGCUAUUUGCCAAGGUUAUGGAUAAGACGGGCAAGGCGCCGGCGAUUGUGACGGGUUGCACAUUGAUCAGUACAGCUAUGGUUGGACUCGCCUACUGCGACGAUUAUACACAAUUAGCAGCAGCGCUGGGAUUAUGGAGUAUUGGAUCGAGCAUGCUCAGUACAGCCCCUCUUGCUCACCUUUCGGAUAAGGUAGAUGAUGCCAAGCGGGCCCAGGCAAUUGCACUACUAAGAACCUGCGGGGACGUUGGAUUUUUGAUAGGGGCCACUGGAAUCGGGGCGUUGGCCGACUGGACUGGGAGCCUGGAAACAGCUAUGCAAAGCAGUGCCGGUUUGUUGUUCACAGCAACGGCGUGGUAUGCAACCAGACAGGUACUGGAUUCACGGAUAGGAGCGCCUGCGAGAAAGUCGACCUCAUAG